CUCUUCUCUCCCCUAUCCUCUGUCCUCACCCACCCCGUCUUUCCCCCCUUUUCUUCUUCCAUUUCCUGCCCAAGGAAUCCAUUAUUCCGGCGAAGGCGUGCGAGUGGUGCGACGGUGUGUUGCUUCACCGGAAAAAGAAAUUGAAGAACGGCCUUCAUCGGAAAAAGGAAUGAACCAAGGUGGGGUAAGUGAAGAACGAUGGGGCAAGGUAGAUGCAUUCCCAACGAAUAUUUUAGAUUCGAUGCUUAACCACGGGAGAAUGUAUGAAGCUACAUCAACAUCUCCUCUUAUCGCAGAGAUGAAUGUGAAGCACACCAUAAAUUGGGAGACUUGCAUCUGCAGCGGUUUUUGGAGACUAGUGCAAACACCAUAAAUUGUUUGGAAAGUAAUGUUGACCUCAAGGUGAACAAGACCAAGCGGGGAAACCCUGAAAAGCCAUCGAUGACCCUUCGUCCAAACAUUGGUGACAUAGGAAGUGAGAAUUUGCCUACGUGGGAAUGGCCGGGAGAAGAUGUGUGUUACUGUUUAUGUUCUACACACCAACACUUAAUGUAUGUGUGCUAAUUUUUCUAUUAAAUACACCCAAAUGUAAACAUAGGAAGUGUUACUGGUUGGGUUGAAUAAACCAACCCUUAAUAUGUGCUUUGUACUGAAUCAGUU
Messenger RNA from Cuscuta campestris, 660 nucleotides. Lineage: Eukaryota; Viridiplantae; Streptophyta; Magnoliopsida; Solanales; Convolvulaceae. The record is from the annotation of a GenBank genome assembly.